UGACACGUGUGUCAACACCGGGGAUGCUCGUGGUGGAGACUAUAAAUAGUCACACGCCUGCUGACUGAGGCAUCAACGGAAAUGUCUCCGACACCGCUCCUCCUCUUGUUGUUGCUGUGUGGCACGUGCUACUGUUCGUGUCCAGACUCGUGGACUCCAUUUGGCUCAUCCUGCUAUGUGUUCAUUGUACAGCCGCUAACAUGGAUUGACGCUGCAGCUCUUUGUGGGGUGUUUGGCGGCAAUCUCGUCGAAAUAAACAAUCUUUCAGAGAAUGACUUUGUGUGGAAUUUACUCACCUCCCGUAACGUGAGUGAGGCGUGGAUUGGAAUGAGCGACCUCGCGCAGGAGGGUCACUGGAGGUGGUCUAGUGGCGCAACCCUGUCGUUGACUAACUGGUGGCCUGGAGAACCAAAUAAUCUGAAUGGAAACGAAAAUGGUGGUGAAAUAUGGACUGGCGGUAAAUGGAAUGACACCCCCACUUCACGCGAGUUGCCGUCAGUCUGCGAGAGAAACAAAUAGGUAAAGACAUUUGAUCAGGAUGAGCCCUCUCUCUCUCUGUCUGAGAGCCUGCACUUUGGUGGCAGAGGAGUUGCUGUGAGUCUGACGAAAACUCAGAUGAGAAUAAUCUGAACAAUCCGAGUCUUCAACACAAAUGUUUCUAGGCACAAUAAAUUAUGUGUGCUUGAAACUC
Pomacea canaliculata is the source of this 691-nucleotide messenger RNA. RefSeq names its product perlucin-like protein. Lineage: Eukaryota; Metazoa; Mollusca; Gastropoda; Architaenioglossa; Ampullariidae. Gene Ontology annotation, molecular function: signaling receptor activity. The transcript has 5 exons. The record is from RefSeq and is a predicted model, not a curated record. The coding region runs from base 82 to 519 and encodes 145 amino acids.